AUUUGACCCACGUCUCUCGGCAACUAUCGACGCCCCAUAUUGACCUUGACGUAUUGAGUACAAGAUAAAAACAGCAGUAUUCGUCCAGAAUUCAUGAUGCAGAUACUUCGAUAUCGAAUAUUUACUCGCUUUAUCAGAUCCAUUCAGACAGUUUUAUAAUAUGAGUACCUAUGCUCUGAUCGGCUUGGCGGCGGCAGCUUCAGCAGCUGUCCUGGAGCUACCAGUCGUAAUCCAAAAUACAUACGUACGUCACUCCUAGCAUCUGAUAAUAAGUUGAUGGGAACUAACCCCGGACCUACCUUUAGGCCUCUGUGGUGUUUGACAUUGGCACUCCGGCAAAACCAUACAGACUGUCGUUUGAUACCGGAUCCUCAACUUCAUGGCUUACAGGGCGCAAUUGUACCGACAGUACAUGUCCUAACCGCAGCGGUUUUGUCCGCACUCCAUACAAUGAUGCAGACUCAUCUUCUUCGUUCGCUUUAGACUCCUCUGGCAACGUUGGGUAUAUUGACGGGAAUGGUGUUAAUGGGCUUGUAUUCCAAGAUGUGUUCUCCGAUGAGAAUGGAACAAUAGCUUGGAAGCAAACUUUCCUCGCCGCAGUAGAUGUAACGGACGAGGCUUUUCUGGCCGCCGACGGCCUUCUCGGCUUAGCCUUUUCAUCCAUUGGGGUGGAGAAUACAACGACUUUAGUCGAAACACUCAUUUGGGACGAUAAAUUGGAUGAUCCUCGAUUUGCCGUCUUCUACGGCACAAAUUUGAACGAUACCGGUGCUCAAGACGGUGUUCUCACUAUCGGAGGUAGUCAUGAGGAUACAUAUGUUGACGGAGAAGUAACCUACGUGCCUCUGCGCCUUGAAGAUCCAUAUGAAGUCUGGCGCGCUCCUCUCCGCUCCAUCAACGUAUUAUUCGCUCAAGACGGCGCCAUCGUCAGCACACACAAUGGAAAAGCACCCACCACCAACGCUACAGCAGGCACAUGGCCCAAAGCCAACACCACAUGGCCAUUAUACGGCACGGGAUUUGCAGUCUUCGACACCGGCGCGGGAAUGAUCUCGCUCCCCAGUCAACUCCUCGAACCCGUAUACUUUAAUCUCGGGUGGAAUCUCUCAAAACUGUACAGUGGCGAGGAGCAGUUCGGAUGCGAAGAUUUCAAUUCGACGUGGGCGCUCUCGUUUACGUUUGGGGAGGACGAGGACGAGAGUAAUGAUGUGACUUUUUCGAUUAGAGGUGAUGAGAUCUGGGCGCCCUUGGAACAGUGCAUGCCUCCUUUCGGAGACAGUGGCAGUGAUGAUUUCGCGCUGGUUGGAGCUUCGUUCUUGAGGAGAUUUUAUUCGAUUUUUGAGUUUGGGGGUAAAUCGGUCGAGACUUAUAAGCCUAGGGUUGGUUUUGGAAAACUCAAGGAAGAGUAUGAUUAUUUGAAUUAUUAGUAUGACUAGUGCUAGAUCAUAGGAUCAAGCUUAAGAUUAUUUAUUUUAACAAGAUUUAUAUAUUGUGAGAAAGUUGGAAUUAUAGACCAAAUACAUAGAGGUUUUUAACUAAUCAAUCACAUAAC
Molecule: messenger RNA, 1552 nt
Organism: Sclerotinia trifoliorum
Lineage: Eukaryota; Fungi; Ascomycota; Leotiomycetes; Helotiales; Sclerotiniaceae
Source: the annotation of a GenBank genome assembly